Pundamilia nyererei is the source of this 5457-nucleotide messenger RNA. It is a transcript of the gene kdm6ba, whose product is annotated as lysine (K)-specific demethylase 6B, a. Lineage: Eukaryota; Metazoa; Chordata; Actinopteri; Cichliformes; Cichlidae. Gene Ontology annotation, molecular function: RNA polymerase II cis-regulatory region sequence-specific DNA binding; chromatin DNA binding; histone H3K27me2/H3K27me3 demethylase activity. Gene Ontology annotation, cellular component: MLL3/4 complex. Bases 36 to 3827 code for a protein of 1263 amino acids. The record is from RefSeq and is a predicted model, not a curated record. Gene Ontology annotation, biological process: heart development; regulation of gene expression. The transcript is spliced from 13 exons.
AAGAGCUAGUGAGGAAAGAGGAAGAGAAAAAAAGGAUGGAGAGAAACAGAGACGACAAACUGUGCAGCGCAAAAGGAAAAGAGCAGGCUGCUAUCGAAAAUCUAGAAAGGCUACUCUGUGAAAACACCUCCACGGUGCCCCCACCUCCUCCCCUCUCUUCUGUCACUGCAUCUCCUUCAGGUCCAUCUCCACCCAGUGCUCAGGCUUCUCCUCCAUACCCCUGGCUAAGCCGUGGUGGUGUGCUCCCCUGCCAAUCAGGCCAGACACCCGCCGUUGCCGCUAUUGCCGCUCAUGUCGAAAGGCUGCGGCCUCCUCCUCUUACACCUCAGACAGACUAUGCCAGAGAAAAGCAAAGGCAGAGGGAGAUGUGGAGUACCAAUGGCGGAAUGACAUUCAGUCCUUCUUCAACAAACAAUACCUCAGGGAUGAACCAGCCGGUGUACCCCAACAAGCCCCCGGCGAUGCAAACUGCACCCAGCCAAUCCAAAGACCCAGCCAGGGAGAGAGACAGCAGCCAACACUCUCUCCCCACGGUGGCACUAAGAGAGCCGCCGAAACUGUAUCACGCCUUUUCUAGAGAAAACCUCCCACCUCUGUCCUCCACCUCCACCGGGGGAAUCCUCAACAAGCAGCUGACCAGAGGUGGUUUGGAAAUCGCUGACUCUGACAGCGCUCAGUUUGAGGAGGAGUCCUCUGAGUCCACGCUGCUUCCCGACGGUCUGGCUAACAUUAUGGCCAUGCUGGACGAAUCCAUCAAAAAGGAAGAGGAGAUGUAUAACAGUGAAAAGAAUGGGCCCACAGGUCUCAUUGGCACCUUUUCUCCCAGUGCUGAGCCCAACAAGAACUAUCUUUGCGCCCCAGACUUGGUUCCGGCGACCAAACUUCAGCCCAGUCAUGAAGACCGAUCCAACGCCAGUCCUCCUGUGCUCAGCCGCCAAGGCUCUCUGGCAUCACCUUGCAGCCGAACAUCUUCUCUCAACGAGGACGACGAGGACUAUCUUAAACCUUCUCCAAAUAAUCCUAAACAGCCCGUGCACAUGCCAGUGGGAAUAGGGAACACCAAUUACCGUCACAGUGACUUGGCUAAACUUUAUGGUCUCCCUGAACAGAUUAAAAGUGACGCUGAUGAGGAUGAGGAUGAAGAGGAUUCCGAGGCCCCAUCUUGUUCUCCGCCACCCCAAAGACCCCACCUUCAUCAGACGGGUGUUAAUAGCAUGUUCAAGUCUCUAGCAACUGUCCUAGAGAGCCAGAAGUAUGCCUACCGUGGCGGGCCUUUUGGGAGACCUCCUCCAUCAGCUCUGGUUGGGGUCAAGUAUUCCUCUUCGCUGUCACUGGGCCCUGAUAUCUGCUGCCAGCAGCAAAGCAGUUCUCCCACAUCAGACUCAACAAACCCACCAUUCAGUCCUGCUCUCCCACCCAUGAAGUCCUCUCCUCGUUCUCUACUGGAAGAUAAGAAGCUGAAAUUAGAGGACUCGGAUGUCUGGACAGAUGAAGGGGACUCAGAGGAAAGCUUCACCUUUAUUAAAAAGAAAAGCAUUCCUACGAUAAAGCCUAUCAGGGUGAUGAAGGAGGAGCAAGAGUUGACAACCAUCUCUGAAUCUUCUUUGGCAGAGUUGGGCAAGAGCUGUGAGGUCAUGCUUAGCCGACAGUCACUCCAUUACAAGAGCUCCUACAAAAAACAUGACAGCCAAGGUCAAAUGGGGAACAGACACAAACCCGAGAAAGUAAGGGAACACAGAGAGAAAGGCAGAAGCAGAGACAGACAGAGGGACAAAGAAAAGAAGAGAAAGCACGGUCACAGCAGCAGCAGAAAGCAUGAAGAUAGAAAAGAAAAGAAAAAGCAUAGAGACAAGAAAGAUUCUUCUUCAUCCACCCAUUCCAGUUCCAGCCACAAGCGGCACAAAGAUGGCAAGAGCCAUAAAGAGAAAGAUCGCAGAAUCCUAAGUGAUCUCAAUCUCCAGAGAAGGGAGGGCUCAGAGAAAACCUUUGGUCUCUAUGAAACUGAAAAAAGGAAAUGCAAGGAAGCAUCCAGUACCAGCUCCACAAGCGAAGGCGAGCGUAGAGAAUGGACGGGAGAAAGAUCUUCUGAGCACAAAAAAGGCGAAUCUGGGUCUUCGUUAGGUUCUACGGAUUUAAUGAAAUUGAAGGCGUUGUCAGAUGGACCACCAAAAGAGCUCAAGAUUCGGCUGAUCAAAGUGGAGAGCGGCGACAGGGAGACGUUCAUUGCCUCAGAGGUGGAGGAAAAAAGGAUUCCGCUGAAGGACAUCAGCAUCAAGAACACUGCAAGUGAGAUUAUCCGAUCCUGCAAGGCAGCCAGACUCAAAGGGAAGUUUAAAGAAUCCUACUUACUGCCAGCCUUCUCUGUGAAACCCAUCAUAAGCAAAGAGGAACCAAUUCCCAGGGAGAAACUCAACCCUCCUACACCCAGCAUCUAUCUGGAAAGCAAGAGGGACGCCUUCUCCCCUGUCCUCCUGCAGUUCUGUACUGACGCCAAGAAUCCUGUUACUGUCAUCCGAGGACUAGCUGGAUCUUUGCGACUCAACCUGGGGCUCUUUUCAACAAAAUCCCUGGUGGAAGCCAAUGCAGAUCAGAUGGUGGAGGUGAGGACUCAAGUGCAGCAACCUGCCGACGAGAACUGGGACCCUAGUGGCACGGGCCAGACAUGGCCCUGCGAGAGCAGCCGCUCCCACACCACCAUCGCCAAGUACGCCCAGUACCAGGCCUCCAGCUUCCAGGAGUCUCUCCAGGAGGAGAAAGGCAGUGAUGAAGAGGAGGAUGAAGACGAUGAGAAGAAGUCACCCAGCAGUUCUGAGACUCCCAACAAAGACAGCUCUAAAGAAACUUGCAAUGGUGAGCAGAAACCAGUCGGGAAAAUCAUUAAAUUUGGCACCAACAUUGAUCUCUCUGAUCCCAAGAGGUGGAAGCCUCAGCUUCAGGAGCUGCAGAAGCUUCCAGCAUUUAUGCGCGUGUCAUCCAGCGGAAACAUGCUGACCCAUGUCGGACACACCAUCUUAGGCAUGAACAGCGUCCAGCUCUACAUGAAGGUCCCAGGGAGCCGAACACCAGGUCACCAGGAGAACAACAACUUUUGUUCAGUGAACAUCAAUAUUGGCCCUGGAGACUGCGAGUGGUUCUGUGUCCAUGACAACUACUGGCAGGCCAUCAGUGACUUCUGUGAGAAGCACGGAGUGGACUACCUGACAGGGUCCUGGUGGCCAGUACUGGAGGACCUCUACAACGCCAACAUCCCAGUCUACCGCUUCAUCCAGCGGCCUGGAGACUUGGUGUGGAUAAAUGCUGGUACUGUUCACUGGGUUCAGGCUGUGGGCUGGUGCAACAAUAUUGCCUGGAAUGUUGGACCCUUGAAUGGCUACCAGUAUCAGCUGGCGCUCGAGAGGUUUGAGUGGAACGAAGUGAAGAAGGUGAAGUCCAUUGUCCCCAUGAUUCAUGUGUCCUGGAAUGUGGCCCGCACUCUGAAGAUCAGUGACCCAGACACCUACAAGAUGAUCAAACACUGCCUGAUGCAGUCCAUGAAGCACAUCCAGAUCCUGCGUGACCAGCUGGUGGCUGAAGGCAAAAAGAUUUCCUAUCAGAGUCGAGUCAAAGACGAGCCUGCCUACUACUGCAACGAGUGCGAUGUGGAGGUGUUCAAUUUGUUGUUUGUGACGAGUGAGAACAACAGCAGGAAGUCGUACGUGGUUCACUGCGAGGACUGCGCACGCCACCGCAACCCGAGCCUGACCAACGUAGUUGUGCUGGAGCAGUACCGCAUAGAGGAGCUCAUGAGCGUAUACGAUUCCUUCACCCUGGCCUCCUCCUCCCGAUGACAGAGCUCCCCACGUACAUCUCCUCAGCCAUAAACCAAAACUCCUGCGAGGCAGGACAAAGACAGUUUCACUUUGGUUUUCAACUCACCCAUUCAUUAUUGUUUAGCAUGAUUCUUGCGACUACUGCUACUACUUGCCGAAUAGCCAGUUGAAUACGUUUACUCCUUACUUGUUUACAAAGAGAAAAAAAAAAACCAAGCCGCCAAUAAGAUACCAGUUUACUCUCAGAUGGUGCUUUCAACGAGAACCCCUGGACACUGUGGUGGUUAACGGGGGCAGUUGGUGCUGUCAUUGAACAAACUGUGGAGGGUAGCUGAUGGUUUCAACGGCGUGUUUCUGUCAGUACCGGAAAGAACUCUUCUCUUCUCUUGAAUAUUGAAAUUUGUACAUGCUGUUUUGAAAUUUCUCGUGGGGUGCUGUCUUUUUAAAAAAUAAUUUAUUGUUGUUUUGUUUUUUUUCUAAACUAGAUCCGCCUAGAUAUAUACCACAUUGGCCUUGUAUUUAGAAAAGAGAAAAUGGAAAAAUACUAAUAGAGUUAUGAACAUUUUUCUAAAAGCAUUAAGAAUUUAAAAAUUGUUUGGAAUGCUUCAAAAGAUACGGGUUAUAGCAACUUUGGUUGUUUUUUGCGGGGGGUUGGGGGAGGGGCUCUUGUGUUUUUUUUAAACUUUACUUUUUUUAAAAAGUUUGAAUGUGUUGUAAAUUUUGUUUCUAUGAGUUCUAGCUUUUGUUUUCUCUGGAGAUUAAUAUUCAGUUGUCACAGGUUGUCAGGUCUUGUUCAUUUCUUCACUCGGUGUAUGACCGCUCUCUUUAAAAAAAAAAGAAAAAGUCAUUGUCCUCUGGUGUGUGUUUUGUUUGUUCCAAUAUGCAGACUUCGUAUUUCCUGAACUUUUUUUUUUUUUUUUGGCAUUGUACAUUUAAUUUAAAAUGUUUCCUCUAUUUAUUGGAUAUUGGCGUUCUCCCUUUUCUGAUAGGGUUGUACAAUUUUGCUAUGUUUUAUUCCCUUUGUUUUAUGGUGACUGUUUGCUCUGUAAGAACUAAAACAUGGAGGCUGUGUCCGACGGAGUGGAGGCUACUGUUUCUCUGGUGCUCGCCUCUCGCCUCCUGUCUUUUCUCUCAUGAUAUAUAUUAAAUUAUAUCUUUAUCUUUAAUAUAACACCACCUUUCCUGUAGACAAUAGGCACACUGCUCACGUAGAGAAGACGACUAAUGGAAUGCUGUGUUUGUACGCUUAUUAAAAAAGGAACAGAAUGACUUUUUUUCCCAAAGUGUUUUUGAGAAAUGGUAAUUCUUUUUUAAUAUGUAGGGGGCUUUUAGAUGAGAUUUUAAUGAUUUUAUGAUAUCUGUUGAAUAUGCUAACGGGAUAGAUGGUGCUAAAUGUUCUCUCUGAACAAUUUUUCUUUUUUUUUUGUCUUCUUAAAAUGAGAAUUCUAUUUUUCCUGUUGCAAUAUUAUCUUACACUUUCCUUCUCUUUGUGGUCAUUCGUUUAUAACUGCACUGUUUAGAGAAUCCACACAGACAUACUUGCAGACAUACACACCAAACUGAGCCAGACAUGUCUUAAACACUUGUGAAUUUGUGACAUUACUAUGACUAUUAAUAAACGCUUUUUGAUAAAUUCAGACUGAGCACA